AUGAAUGAAUAUUUAAUUAAUUGUAAACUAUCAUUGUUACUUGAAGUUUUUUCUCAAUGUAUAGAUUAUUUUGAUGCCUUAGAUCAUGAAGUAAAAAGAAAUGUUGCUUGUCCGCUCGUAACAGAUGAUCCAUCAAAAUAUUCUAGGAGAGCACUCUCUUCUUAUGAGAAUGAAUCAAAAAUACAAAUUACAGAAUUUAAAUGUAACAAUACAACAGAAGAAAUUUGUAAUAAAGUCAAAGACACUAUUUUGAUAGCUGGAAAAAUUAUUUCAAAAACUUUUAUUUUAAAGUCGCCCAUAUUUUUAUCCGUUAAUUAUACUAAUUUAUGUAUAGUUCAACCUGAUCUUUGUAAAUUACAAGGAGGAAAAGUUGUUGUGAUAGGUGCCGCUCAAUCAGCAUGAGAAAUAUUAUUGUUGGAUGAUGAUGGAUUAUCUCGAUAUUAUUCUCAAUCAUUAGUAAAACAGUAUCAAAUAUCAAUUUAAAAAACAUCCUGAAUUUGCUCCGAUUGAUAUUAUAGCAACAUUUAAUUCCAUAGUUAGUAAUUGGCAUUUUCCAUCGGAUUCUGAUAUACCAAUUCAACCAAAACAAUUUGAUAUGCUUUAAUUUAUAUCGUUUUACAUGAAUUAAUGCAUGGUUUAGGUU
Molecule: messenger RNA, 643 nt
Organism: Rhizophagus irregularis DAOM 181602=DAOM 197198
Lineage: Eukaryota; Fungi; Glomeromycota; Glomeromycetes; Glomerales; Glomeraceae
Source: RefSeq, a predicted model, not a curated record